GAAGACAAACGUUUGGCGGGCGUGUGGAAAAGGUAAGCAAGAAUUAAUUCCCAUCUUUCUAAAUAGAAACAAAAUACUAAACAUAAAUGUCACCUGCUGUUUAGUCACGUUAUUUUGGUUUAAGCUAUUUCUUGUAUUUUUAAUCACACUUAAAAAACCGACGGUUAUAUGCGCGUGCUUAAUCUGCGGUUCGGUUCUGGUUUCGGUCUGUUCUCAUGAGUUGUGAAGCGAGAGGAACAAAGUAUAAAUAUUGUUCAUUUGAUAAAUUAAGUAUCAUGAAUUUUAAUUGAAUCUAUCUCUAUAUUUUUUCACAGGAGUUUGUGAGUGAAAGUGUCCUGUCUGCAUCUGACUUCAGGAGUUUCCUGACCAACCGUCUCUAACGGUCGUAUUUAAAAGUCGGACAGUUAUAAAGUACAAAACGCUUCUGUUGGUGUUUUUUUUUUUUUUUUCUAUGAUUGAUACUUAUUUGUGGUGUUUUAUGUUUUGUACAUCUUUUCAAAUUGAGACCUCAUUUGUUGCUGCUGGUGUAAAACAUUAAAUAUAAAAUAAAAAUCUCUGUUUUAUUCCGUUUGUCUGCUUCCUUUCUUCACAGAAUUCUGUUGACCAUGGUUAAUUAUAAUUAACCGAGGGUAUUUAAUUAAAAUGAUGGGAGGGAGUGUUUUAAAAAAAUGACGUCUAUCCGACAUGAAUCAGACCUUUGGCAGAUGUAUGAACAUCUGAUUAACAUCGUCUAAAGAGCGGAUCAGGGAUGUUUUAAUUUAUUUACGUCUUAAAUACGUAGGCUAAGCAAACGCCCUCUGCCAGACAUCUGCCAGAUGAAAAAGAUGGCGUCGCAUAGACGUCUCCGCGACUAUCUGGUCAAGGAUUCAGUUUAAAAAAGGAGUUUUCGAAAUGACUGACAGCUUUAAAGGUUAUAAAAGUUUCAUUCGUUAUUCAAUUUGUGUUUCAUUCUCACUUUAAAGAAGAGAUUUAUUUUUUGAUUAGACUUUGCGGCUUCACAUACAUGCUUUGGUACGAAGGGUCAAUUUUUUUCUAAAUGCCAUAAUAAUAAGUUGAUGAUUUGUGUGCGUAUCUGUGUGUGAGAGCGAGAGUAAGAGACUGUUGCGUAGUCAUGCAAAACUACACUACUAUUAAAUAAUUUUUUUUCAUUACUAAAGUUUAUGUAGAUUUUUAUUAUACUCUUAUUAUCCUCCCCAUAUGAAAGCCAUGGAAAGGAUCACAUGGGAGAGGGUUCAGCUGAGGUAGCGAGAGAAUCUGAUGUUCAGAACUUCACUGUCCUUAAUUUGCCAGCUGUAAUCCAACAUUGGGUGAAAAAUUUAUUACUUGUAAUCUGGAUUGAUAAUUGCGAUUUGACAGUUGCAUGUUUAAAUGCAUGUUUUUUGUUUUGAUGGCUCCAAGUUGAUUUAAUGAGGCUUAUAUUUUGUUAAGAAAACUGUUCUUUAAAAUUGUACAUAUUUUGCAAUCACUUUGUGGGGUUAAUUAAAGUCCCAGCAGGACUAAUUAUUUGUUGAAUAUAAAUGAAUGAAUGAACGAAUAAAUAUGACAUCUCUGAUUAAACCUGUAGAAGAAGACUUCUCCAGUAGGUGUCGCUGUGAGCGUUUCGGUCUCGUUCCUCCACACAUUCCCAGAAGCAGAAGAAGCCGUGCUGCAGUGUUGCUGAUUGAUGAGCUGAGCUCUCCGACUCUACUAAUCAUCUUUACAUUCCAAUAUUUCUGACAGGGUUUUACCCCCACAGUUCCAUCUGAUCCGUUGUGGGUGUAUUUGAGGUGGUUAACUGCGUUCUGCUGUAAAGCUCAAGGUGCGAAAAAGCCCUAUUAAGGAGGAAGAUGAGUGUGUUCCACUCCAGUGCCAGCCUGGUAGACAAGCUGAAGUGGGUCCAUUGAUGGGCUCACCAGAGGUCGGACAUGGUCCUCUCUCCUACGUGGCAUAAAUUUAUCUCUUCAAAAAGAUCAAGAGUAAGAUGAAGUCAAACAGGAUUAAAUGUGAGAGUCCCGAGUCCAUAGAGAGUUCCAGCAGUCAGCAACGCUCAUCUUUCAAACGAAAGCAAAAAGCACUUAAACUCUGCUUACAUUGUGGAAAGGGUUUCGCUCAGAUGAGCACACUUCGAGAGCACCAGCGCACGCACACUGGAGAGAAACCGUAUCUAUGCUCAGACUGCGGAAAAAGUUUCAGACAAAGGAGCACGCUCAUUAAACACCAGUACAUUCACACUGGAAAGAAGCCCUACCAGUGCUCAGAGUGCGGAACCGGUUUCGUUCAAAAGAGUCAUCUAAUUAAACACCAGCGCAUUCAUACAGGAGAGAAGCCGUACCAGUGCUCAGAGUGCGAGAUGCGUUUUAUCGAGAGUGGUAAUCUCAUGAAACACCUGCGAGUCCACACAGGAGAAAGACCGUAUCCAUGCUCAGAGUGCGGGAAGGAUUUCCCCAGGCUAAGCAAUCUCCGGCGACACCAGCGCAUUCACAUGGGAGAGAAGCCAUAUCUGUGUUCAUACUGCGGAAAGAGUUUUAUUGAGAAGAGUAAGCUGUUAAAACACCAGCGUGUUCACACUGGAGAAAAGCCCUACCCCUGCUUAAACUGUGGGAGGGGUUUUACAGAGAAGAGGACUCUACAGCACCACCAGCUGAUCCAUAGCGGAGACAAACCCUACCAGUGCUCAGAGUGCGGGAAGUGUUUCAGAGAAAAGAACGCUCUCCGAGUGCACCAGCACAUCCACACGGGGCAAAAGCCUUAUUUUUGCCCUCAGUGCAGGAAAGGUUUUACCACUCACCGAAGUUUCCAGCAACAUGAGCGCAUUCACACGGGAGAGAAACCAUACGAGUGCUUGCAGUGCGGAAAGAGUUUUAAUAGUCCGAGUACUUUAAGAGAACACAAGCGCAUUCACACAGGAGAGAAGCCGUAUCAGUGCUCCGAGUGUGGGAAAAGUUUUGUAAGAAGAAGUUACUUGCAGAGACACAAACACACUCCUGUGGCUGAGAUGGUGAACAGUUCUCAGCAGGAAUUCUACAAGAACAUCACAAGUAGGAUGAAGUCAGACGGGAUUGAAGGGGAGAGUCCAGAGUCCACAGAGAGCUCCAGGAGUCAGCAACGCUCAUCUUUCAAGCAAAAGCAAAAAGCAUGUAUCCUCUGCUCACAUUGUGGAAAGAUUUUUACUAAUAUGAGUAGUUUCAAACAGCACCAGCGCACGCAUACCGGAGAAAAACCAUAUCAGUGCUCGCACUGCGGGAAAAGUUUCAGUUUCAGGGGAACGCUCAAUAAACACCAGUACAUUCACACUGGAGAGAAGCCAUACAAGUGCUCACACUGCGGGAAAGGUUUCAGACAGAGGAGCACGCUCAAUAAACACCAGCGCAUUCACACUGGAGAGGAGCCUUACAAGUGCUCAGAGUGCGAGAUGAGUUUUAAACGAAAGGAUCAACUAAUAAAACACAAGCGCAUUCACACAGGAGAGAAGCCAUACCAGUGCUCAGAGUGCGAGAUGCAUUUUAUCGAGAACCGUAAUCUUGUACAACACAUGCGAGUCCACACAGGAGAAAAGCCGUAUCACUGUUCAGAGUGCGGGAGGGCCUUCUCCAGGCCAAGAUGUCUCAAGCAACACCAGCGCAUGCACUUGGGAGAGAAGCCGUAUCAGUGUUCAUGUUGUGGAAAGAGUUUUAGUGAGAAGAGUAAGCUGUUAAAACACCAGCGUGUUCACACUGGUGAGAAGCCAUAUCUCUGCUUAAACUGUGGGAAGAGUUUCGCAGCCAGGGGGACUCUACUGCAACACCAGCUGGUUCAUAGUGGAGACAAACCCUACAAGUGCUCAGAGUGCGGGAAGUGUUUUAGAGACAGGAACGCUCUUCGAGUGCACCAACACAUCCACACGGGGCAAAAGCCUUAUUACUGCCAUCAGUGCGGGAAAAGUUUUACCACUCACAAAAGUUUCAAGCAACAUGAGCGCAUUCACACGGGAGAAAAACCAUACGAGUGCUCGCAGUGCGGAAAGAGUUUUACUAUUCAGAGUAAUCUCAGAAAACACAAGCGGAUUCACACAGGAGAGAAGCCGUAUCAGUGCUCCGAGUGUGGGAAGAGUUUUAGUUUCAGUAAUAGAAGAAAUCUCAAGACGCAUGAGGUCGUUCACACCGGAGAGAAGCCGUAUCACUGCUUAGACUGCGGGAAGAGUUUCACACAGAAGGGUAAUCUCCAGCAGCACCAGCGCAUUCAUACAGGACAGAAGCUGUAUUGUUGCUCAGAAUGUGGGAGGAGUUUUACCCAGAGGGGUACGCUUCACCAACACCAGCGUGUUCACACUGGAGAGAAGCCGUAUCAGUGCUCACAGUGUGGGCAAGGUUUCGCUGCGAGUAGUAGUCUCAUGAGACAUAAGCGUAUUCACGAGGGAGAGGAGCGCUAUCAGUGCUCAGAGUGUGAAAAAAGUUUCACCAUCAUCAGUAAUCUGAUACGACACCAGCGCGUUCACACUGGAGAGAAACCGUAUGAAUGCUCACAGUGCGGAAAAGGUUUUACCGACAACAGAAAUCUGACGAAACAUCAGCGGAUUCACACAGCAGAGAAACUGUAUCGCUGUGAGGAGUGUGGGAAGACGUGUAAAAGAAAAGACAAUCUCCAAGUCCAUCAACGCAUUCACACAGGAGCCAAACCCUAUUACUGCACAGAGUGUGGGAGAAGUUUUGGUAACCUAGGCAACCUCAAACAACACCAGCUUGUUCAUACAAGAGAGAAGCCCUAUGAGUGCACGAACCAAGAGGGAGAGUUUCAUCUCUAGCAUUCUGACAGGGGAAAAGUGCAAGAUCAAUACAGAUUCAUUCACACAGUUAAAAAUAAGGACAAGCUGAAGUUUCAUACACAGAGACUGUGAAUAGUGGCUGUUUAAAUGCUUAUUACGGGCCACCUUGUGCAAUUAUAAAAAUGAUUUUGUGCAAUAAUUUAAGAAAUUAUGAAUUUAAAUAAAUUAUAAAAAUGUAUUCAUUUUAGUACAUUUUAAUGUAAUGCAUGUACAUUUGGUAACAGUUCCUUGUAUAUUUCUAAUAAAUAAUAUAUGUUGUUUUCCCUGAUGUUAGGACAUGUACCAAAAUAUGUAAAGUCACUUGCAUUAAUGAUUGAUAUUUUGUUGUUUCCUUUCUAACAUUUGACAUGUUUAGUAUUUCCAGUAUUGUUAACAAAUUCUAAUGUUAAUUUGUCUCACACACGCACACACAACUAUACACAGUACAACAUGCAGUGCAAUGCUUCUUACAGCUGUCUUGACCAAAGACAAAGUAUGGAUGAGAAUGACACAAAUAUUAAUAUUCACAAAGUCUGCUGCUUCAGGAUUCAGUUUAAACUUUUUAUAUUUGUUUUUAGUGCAGUUAAUGGCCUGGCACCUUCUUACUUGUGUGAGACAGUAAGUUUCUACCAACAUAGAGCUUUACGUUCUGCUGAUCAAAACCACUAGUGGUCUUUCAGUUGAGGCCGGUGUUCUGUCGAUUUAUGCUGCCUUGUCGAAAAAUGCAACCAUAGCACAAAUCGAUAGCAGAGCCUAUCGAUUUAUGCUACCGCAUCACUACAACAACACUGUGGACGUUCAGUGUUAUUAGAAGAGCUGUUUGUGUUUUUUGGCAUUAUCAUAAAUUUAAUCAAAAACGCAUGUUAUCACGUGCGUAAGCAUUUAUGCAUGAACUACUCUGUGUACUGAAUAGUGCUGCACACAUAUGAUAACCACAAGAUAUUUAAGUAUACAAAAAGAUGUAAACGUAGGUGUUUAAAUUUUAGACCCUGAACCAUUUUUUUCUUUCCUCAACCUUAUGGCUCAUUCAUGACAAUUUAUGCAGAAACUCAAAUGUUUCAGUAAAAUUAAGCAAAGAAAAACGGUUUAAACUCACCGUCAACCGAAGUCUCAGCACCAAGGUAGUAUGAAUUUAUGGCAGUGGAGAUAGAGUGUAAACUUGUGGGACUGCGCAUUCGCAGAUCCGGUAGUUAGCACAACUCGAUGGGUAGCAUGUUUCGAUGGAACACCGGUCCUAAACUCUUAAACUCCUAAACCAUUCCUCCUGAGUUACAUUAUAUUACUGAUCUGCCUCUGUUUAAAGCAAAACUUAAAACUCAUUUAUUUUGAUUUUUAAAAAAAUGUAUGCGCCACUUUUUCUUUUGUCAUUUAUUUUAAUGCUGUGAAGCACUUUGGUUCAACUAAGGUUGCUGUAAGGUGCUAUAUAAAUAAAUGUUGAGUUGAGUUCAGUCUGUCCCUGAUGUUUUUCCUAGAGAGAAGUGUGGGUUUUUUGCUGCCCUUCUUGAAC
Clarias gariepinus (North African catfish) is the source of this 6266-nucleotide messenger RNA. RefSeq names its product zinc finger protein 850-like. The record is from RefSeq and is a predicted model, not a curated record. Bases 1961 to 4759 code for a protein of 932 amino acids. The transcript has 5 exons. Lineage: Eukaryota; Metazoa; Chordata; Actinopteri; Siluriformes; Clariidae.